AAUACAGUAUGUUAUUUUUGUCAGAUUUUGUAGGUUAGAAGGCGGUACCGUUUGUUUACCCCGUGCCCAUAGCCACCGAUAUACAAACAGGCAAACAGCAUUUCAACUGCCGCGAUCUGCAAUCUUGGCGAGACAAACACAAUUAAAAACCGAUUAAUUAAAUUAUUAUUCUGCGCAAUCGUAAUCGUUGUCUAGAAGAACCGAUCAUCAGGCUCUGUUUUCAACCAGAAUGGUUCCAAAAAGAAAAGCUACUGACAUUGGGUGGGAGCACGGUACAGCUCUUGAAGGAGAUAAAAGAAAAGUGAAAUGCAAUUAUUGUGCUAAGAUUGUAAGUGGCGGAAUUACAAGGUUAAAACAGCAUGUUGCGGGUAUAUCUGGAAAUGUUGAACCAUGUCCAUCUGCACCCAAAGAAGUGUCAGAUAUGAUUCGGCAGACUUUUAAGGAAUUUCCUCUACAUAGGUCUGUCACAGUGAAGAAGAAAAAUAUGCGUUUACAAAGUUCAUGUGACGACGGUGAAUCUAGCCAUGGACAUAAAGUUGGUGUAAAUGUCGAAAGUGAGGAUGGCGUUGGAGUCCAGAGUGAGGAUGACAUGACUUCCAAUGAGAAGAUUCCGCAACUGCUAGUAGUCAAAUGCAGCACUGAAACAGUAAGUGAUGAAGAACAGCAGCAUCAACAACAUUCCAUUUCAGAUACAGUAACAGACUCCUCUGGAAGAUCAAAUCUUGGCGGAACGAAAAUACAAAUAACCAGCUGUAGUGGACAGGAAGGUGGUCAAAGUCCAUCAAAAAUAGAUUCUUCUGUAGUCCAAAGCAACAGUUCAGGACAUAUGGAGGUGAAAGGUCCAUUAUCUGUAUGUCAUGUACCUGCUACUCUGAAUAACAGUACGAAGGUUAAGAUAUCAUAUAAGGGGAUACCAGGUUCAUACAGUGAGGAUGCGGUUCUCCUAGCAUAUCCGCGGUGCGAAACCGUUCCCAGUGACAAAUUUGAAGACGCAUUUAAGGCCGUUGAAUUGUGGAUGGCGGAUAAAGCAUUUAUCCCAAUAGAGAAUUCUACAAGUGGAAGCAUCCAUGGAAACUAUGAUUUACUAUUUCGUCACAAGCUACACAUUGUCGGCGAGGUUCAGGUGCCAAUAAAUCUCUGCCUUCUAGCACUACCGGGUGUCAGAACAGAGCAAUUAAAACGUGUUCUUAGCCAACAUCAGGCGCUCACCCAAAGCGAUACUUUCCUUAGUAAAUUAGGUGUUGUGAAAGAAAUUGUGGAUGAUGAAGCUGUUUCUGCUCAGCUUGUUGGCUCAAAUAAAUUGGAAGAUGUGGGCAUUAUUGCGAGUUCUCGAGUGGCAAAAAUGUAUGGCCUUGAUUUACUCACUGAAAAUAUACAGGAUGCAGUUGACAAUAUUACUCGUUUCUGGGUACUUUCAAGGGAUCCAUUAGUUCCGAGAACUGAAAAACACUUUAAGACAAGCAUUGUAUUCACUUUAGAAGAAGGCCCUGGAGAAUUAUAUAAAGCCCUGACGGUUUUUGCAAUGAGACAAAUUGAAUUGACUAAGAUUGAUUGUCGGCCCCAAAGGAAGAAACCAAUGAAGGUGGUCAAUAACAUCGAUUCAGGGACUGCCAAGUACUUCAAUUAUCUUUAUUACAUUGAUUUUGAGGCUUCUAUGGCAGAAUCACGUGCACAAUGUGCUUUGGGUCAUUUGAAGGAAUUUGCUUCAUCUCUCCGGGUGCUUGGUUCCUAUCCAUGGGCAGAUGUAAGCAAGGGCCAACAGUUGCCUAGCUGGUGUUUCGAAAAUUCCAAACAGUAAUGGUGAUCCUCUCUCAAAGUAUAUGAUCACUUAGGGUAAUUCACAUCUAAAUUAGACUCCAGUUUGGACUUCGGAAACAGUAGAUUACUAUAUAGUAUGUAGUGUAUUGUGUAUAUCUUACAUUGCCAUCAUAAAUGUAGUUUGUACAUUAUAAAACUAUACUCUAAUGUUAAACUGGGUGAGAUCCAAACGAAGAAGCUGCGCAUAUCUCGGAACAAUAAUAUCGACACAGUCUUCCUGAUUUUUUCAGUUA
Messenger RNA from Daucus carota subsp. sativus, 2051 nucleotides. Its product is annotated as arogenate dehydratase/prephenate dehydratase 1, chloroplastic. The transcript is spliced from 12 exons. Gene Ontology annotation, cellular component: chloroplast; cytoplasm. Gene Ontology annotation, biological process: L-phenylalanine biosynthetic process. NCBI's taxonomy places the organism in Eukaryota, Viridiplantae, Streptophyta, Magnoliopsida, Apiales, Apiaceae. Bases 230 to 1798 code for a protein of 522 amino acids. The record is from RefSeq and is a predicted model, not a curated record. Gene Ontology annotation, molecular function: prephenate dehydratase activity; DNA binding; arogenate dehydratase activity.